GAUGCGCCAUUAUGCGCAAAGGCCAACAAAAAUAAAAACUCAAUCUCCCACGAUGCCGUGCGUUUCCUCCGCUAUCUCGCGCCUUUCCAUCUUGUUCCACUCUAGAGCUCAGCGCCGUAGUUGUUGUUGUGGUAUGUAAUAAUGGCGGCAGUAGGAGGCGGAUUACCAGCCUCGGCUGUCGUAGCGAACGUAAACAGCUCCGCCACCGUUCGCUGCCGUUUCCCAGGUCGGCCAUGGACAUCUCGGAGCCUGCUGAAGACGGAGAAACGCUUUCACGUCGGUCGGGUGAGGACUGAAGACAGAGAAGGGCCGAGGCCCGUCGACGUUAGAGCUACGCUGAGAGAGGAUUCGUCACUAUCACGCUUGCUCGGGCUGGCGGAGAAACACCGGCGCCAGCGCGAGGCGGGAUUCUGCACGAGCGGGAGCGAUGAGGAGGGAGACUUCACAGGCUUUAGAGUGGAUGGUCAAUGGUCCACGAGUUCUGGACAAGGCUCAUCAAGCAAAACCCUUAAACUGGCAUCCUCACAGGUGAAGCCACCUUUGGCGCCAAAUCUAAAAUCAAGACUAUUGAAAAAACCUGAUAUGAAAGGCAAAAGAUUUUCCAGAACCGACCAAAAAUCUGAGAGGCCUAAAAUGGUUAUUAAAUUGGCAUCCAAGAAGGUGAACAAAAAGAUCAUGGAACAGUCACAAAGGCCAUCUGUGGAUAAAGAUAAACCACUGAAACAGGGCAGCUCAAGUAAGAAAAAUGGCAGGGUACUCGGGAACCAGAAAGAGGGAACAGAAGCCUCCUCAAAGACAGAAAAUCAUGAAAAUGGUCAUAGGGCUUUUGAAGAGGAAGAGAUCACCGGAAGGGCAAAGGAGCGUGGUUCCAUUAAAGUAGACAGACGGACGAGGCCGGGCAAAUUAGUGUGGAGCUUAACACUGGUUAAAGGUAAAGAGCGAGCCACCAGAGUUAGAGACACCCAAAACCAAAGAGCUUCAGCAGAAUAUGCUAAGACCCACAGGAACAAGACAGAGGGAAUGACUGCUAGUGAUCAGAAAGGUGCUGUACCCUCAAAACCAGUGGCCAAACAGAGAAGGGGCAGAAGGACAGACAUAAACAAGGAGCCUCUAGAAUCUCUUGGUGAUGCAGGACCUUCUUUUAGUGAUAGUUUAAGUUCUUCCCGAAAGCAGCCUUUUGUUAGACUACAAAGAAAGUUACUGCAACAGGAGGUGCGCCGCAAAGUACCUCGCAGUCCAGGACAGGCCCCUAGCAUGCCAAGAAAGAGACAGCGACUUGCUCUAGAGACAGACUCCACACACGUGCUGCAGCCGGUGGAAGGACAGGAACAGGCAGUUGGAGAGAUUGAGAGAUCCAAGCCUGGAAGCCAAUCUAAACAGCCUAAACAACCCGCUAGACCAAUUGUUAGUGCUCGAUCUUCCCGGGUCAUCAAGGUCCCGAAGAGGUUCAUGGAUGAUGAGCGCAUGUCUGCGCUUCCAGAACGAGGUUCCCCAAAGAAGCCAGCUCUUACUGAGAUCCCGGUGGUUCUCGAGGAACCGAAUAUUGAGCUCCAACCCCUUCAUUCUGGAAGCAAGCCAAAGACUGCACAAGAACAACUCAUCCUAAACAACGAUGAAAAGAUGCAAUCUCAGGGCGUCAAACCCAUUUUGAGUUCCUAUAGGCUGUCUGGUGGUCCUCGCGGGAGGGGUAGGAGACUUGGCCAAUCUGCAGACCACUAUAAGAUAUACUGGAAAUUGAAGAAGCUCACAGCAUGCCUGACAAAACGAAGGAUGGAGCGGAUUGCCAGUGCAAGCUCCAAGCUAACAGAGGACGGUGCGAUGGGAGGGAUCCUUGAUGUGGGAGGAAGAAAGUCUGAUCUCAAAUUGCAGGACAUGUAUUCUCCAGGAGUGGUGCCAAAAGUAACCAUACAUGUUGGGAAACUCUCUGAUCAGAUUCCGCUUGUAUCUUUGGCAGAAGUCCCUGCUAAGGAAAACGUAGAGACUACCAGCCUUGAAGGCACCACUGAAACAACCGCACAAAGUGCCCAGAUGAUGGUGGAGCAAGGUGGAAACCCCCAGAGAAUGAGUAUUUCCAGGGCCAAUAAGAGGAUGUUCCACCUGCUGAAGAGAGCAAGAGUCCAACUGAUUAAAAUCGACCAACAGAAACAGCUCAAAUCAGCUCAGAUUCUGUCUAACUCUGUGAGAGUAAGAGAGAGAUCCGCAGGAGUCAUGCAGAGAGGCAGAAAGAGGGGGAAGAGAGUAGUCCCAGUUAACCCAGAGGGAGCUCCACAGGAGCAAUUGAUUGGUGGUCCACGUAUAAAGCAUGUGUGUCGAGCAGCAGCAGUCGCACUGGGACAACCACGUGCCAUGGUUCCCGACGACAUUCCCAGGCUCAGUGCCCUUCCUCUUCAUGAGAGAGAGGGGAUCAAUCCUUCACCUGCCGAAGAGGAUGUUGCAUCUCACUCAGAAGCUGAGAGUGAAGAAUCUGUUGAACCGAAGCUGACAAUUAGACGCAGGUACGAAAGCACAGCCCUUGGCUGUCGGCUAAAACGCUGCUUGCGCUGCAAGGGCUGCAAUCGGCUGGAGGACUGCGGGAGGUGUGUGUACUGUCUGGACAAGCCCAAAUUUGGAGGACCCAACAAGAAACGACAGAGCUGUGUCCUAAAGAAGUGUGUGCUGAUUGAGCGGAACAAAAUGAAACGAUUUAACAAAGUCCAGGUGAAGCGGCGCCGGCCAUCAGUGGCAGAAGGCAUGAACAGCAGUGAGGAAGAAAACCAGGAGGAAGGGGGAGAUGAUGGAGGAGGACAGGCCCAGUUCAGCCCCACUAGGAGGCAGCCCAGACGACAAGUCACUCCUCAGUCCUACAGAAAACUGCUGGGGUACGACUCCUCUGACACAGAGACACAGAGUGUCAGCUCUGAAAAGACAAAGGCCAGCGAGACCCAAAAGACUCAGUCAAGUGAAAUGGCUACUUCUGUAACUGCUCCAGAAGAGGCAGCAAAGCAGAAACGGCAAGGGCUUUACAAAGCUUUUUGGGCCCAACGCAGAAAUAAGGAGCCACUUGAACCAUCAUCAUCCUGGGAUCCACCAGUACCACCCCACCAUCCCUUCACCCCCACAGGAAGUCCCUGUUUCAAGCCUGGGCGCAGGCUGCAGUUGCGGCUGGAAAGGCUUCCAGCCAGUGUUGUGCAAGCGGGCCAUUUGGGAUUAGCAGUCCCGCUUACUGAAUGCGACAGCACAAACUCACAGAAAGUGAUGUGUGAAGUGGUGAAAGAGGAGCAACCUUUUACUCAUUGCUCCUCUCUUGCUCAUUCUCAGACUUCGGUGGAGCACACUCCGUCCAGUGUCCUGACUCCACAGGUCAAUGGCUCCACCCAGAGGGGCAAGCUGUCACAGGGGACAAUGAACAAGAUUCGUGUGGACUUCAAGGAAGACUGUCACAUCCAGAAUGUGUGGUUGAUGGGAGGAUUGAGUAUUCUCACUUCAGUCCCCAUCAUGCCCCAGUUUGUGUGUCUGCUCUGUGCCAGCAAAGGACAGCAUGAUAUGAUCUACUGUCAAAUGUGCUGUGAGCCUUUUCACCAUUUCUGCCUGCCACCGGAUGACCGUCCAAAGGAGGAGAACAAGGAGAACUGGUGCUGCAGACGCUGCAAGUUCUGCCAUGUUUGUGGCCGCAAGAGCAAGCAAGCAAAGCCAGUUUUGCAGUGCAAAAGAUGCAUGUACUGCUAUCAUCCAUCUUGUUUAGGACCCACAUAUCCCAAACCUGUCAAAAUGAACUCCUCAUGGAUUUGUAUGCUGUGUAUUAGGUGUAAGAGCUGUGGUGUCACACCUGGGAAGUCCUCAGACACGUCCUGGAACCAUGAGCUGGAACUCUGCCCUGACUGUAGCAAACUUCAUAGCAAAGGGAACUUCUGCACUGUGUGUCUGAAGUGCUACGAAGAACAUGAGUUUGACAGCAGUAUGAUGCAGUGUGCCCGAUGUGCCCACUGGGUCCAUCCCAAGUGUGAGGGGCUCACAGAUGAUCUGUAUGAGAUCCUGUGUCGUCUGCGGGGGAAGAGUCUGGUGUUCUCCUGUGCUCCCUGCAGUAAGAAAUUCCGUAGCGGUUGGCAGGACGUUGUUCAGGAAGUUUUGAGGAGCGGCCUGGAAAAGAUCAUGAAUGGAUUGAAGAGUUCUCCGACCAUCAGUCACCUCCUCAUGUGUGCAGAGUGUGAGGUGUGUCCAGAUUUUGAGGUUGUAAAGGAGCGGUCAGGCUGUUGUCUGCAUCCUGUAGAGCAGAAGCUGGAGAGUGGCCUGUACACUUCACUGAAAGUGUUUCACGAGGAUGUGGUGGCAGUGAUGGUGGAAAGGCUGAGAAAAGAAUAUCUUUUAGAGGAGCAAAAGCCCACCGGUCAAGCCAAACUGUAUUAUAUUAAGUUAGUAGAACAAGUAUUUAGCUGGUUUAACAGUCAGGACCCCAAAAUGUGGAACUGUCAUAUGCAAGAAUAUCCAAGCGGUAUGCUCCCUGAGGCCAUAAUUCCCCCCAGCGAUGAACACAGUUAUGCACAAUGGCUCAAAGAGCAGGAUCCAGAAAACCCUCAUUCGAAAUCUCAAGAUCUGCAGAAUGUGAACUCUCAGUUCUUCACGGAUGAAAGACAGUGCUCCCUCUGCCAGCAACAUGGAGAUGCCAAACCGAAUAAUGCUGGUAGGCUGCUUUAUAUUGGACAGAAUGAAUGGGCUCAUGUGAACUGCUGCAUGUGGUCGGCAGAGGUGAAGGAUGUCAAAGGAGCUUUGCUGCAUGUCCACAGUGCCGUCACCAGGGGCCGCCUCAUGCGUUGUGAGCAUUGUGGCCAAACAGGGGCGACUGUGGGCUGUUGUCUUACCUCGUGUCAGAGUAACUACCACUUCAUGUGUGCUCGUGCCAGCAGCUGCGUCUUCCAGUGUGAUAAGAAAGUGUACUGUUACAAACAUCGGGACCUCAUAAACACUAAGAUUGAACAAGGCAAUGGGUUUGAAGUUCUCAGAAGGGUCUACGUAGAUUUUGAUGGAAUUAGUCUGCGUAGGAAGUUUCUAACAGGCUUGGAGCCAGAGUCUGUAAAUGUGAUGAUUGGGUCUCUACAUGUACAAAAACUUGGUGUUCUGACGGAGCUGUCUGCAAAUUCUGGAAAAUUGUAUCCAGUUGGUUACCAAUGUUCUAGAUGGUAUUGGAGCACCGUUGACCCUCGCAGGAGAUGCCGGUACACUUGUAAAGUGACAGAGGUGCGACCAUCAACACGGUGCAGAGCUCCUAGCUCCAUGGUGGAUCAGGGAGAAAAUCACACAAUUGUACACAGUCCAAAAGCUCACAAUGAUGAAGAGGGCACAGAUAGCGAGUCCUUGUCACCUGAGAUGCCCCCCAGCACCCCCUCCAAGACCAAACAAGACUUAGGGGCUGGAGGCAAGACUCCUGGCUAUCCACACAGCAGGAGACCAACAGGGGGACUGUCCAGACCAUUACCUUCCCCAGGAAAUGCUGUUUCCACAUCCCAUCAUAUUUUGACCAUUAGUGACCUUGAUGAGACACGGCGUGCAACACGGAGACUUUCCACACGUAGCCGAAAUGCCUCUCCUCCCCCUGUGGUUCUGUCAGGCCCAAUGGCUUUGCGAUCAGGUGGCACGAUUCACCCUAGGUCGCUUUCAUUCAGCCCCCCUGUCUCACCUCUUGGUACAACUGAGAACUUCAUGAGCUCCACCUCACCUCGACGAAGGGGGAGGCCUUCCUCUUUGUCUCCCUCUAGCAUCACCUCUGGACCCUCUCCUCCACAAGCAGCUCUACGAAGUCCCUCUUCCACCUUUCAUUCAUCUGUCCACCACUCCCCAAGACAUAAACAGCCUUUCAAAACCACACAGCAUAAGACUGAUGAGGUGGAUCAAGAGCUCUUUGCCUUGUCAGAACCGGAGGAGGCUGCAGGCGCACCAAGCCACAAAUUUCCUGCCUCAUCCAACAAGUCGAAUCAAGAACUGCUCUCUGCGCACUUUGAUCCAGACACAGAUGUGGCUGUGGCCUCAGUAUUGAAUGCAAAGCUUGAAUUUGAUGAGGCUUUGCUCAAUGAAAAUGUGGCUCUGGACUGCGACCCUCAAGUUGGUGAGGGAGAUGCAGAAGAAGGAACCUGCAAAUUCAGCACUGGCAGCAAAGACUUGACUUCAGAGAUGGAAAUGGAAACAAUUGAUGAUGUCGCUGACCAUUAUCUGAAUUUCUCUCGCACAGUUGUGGUCCAAGAAUCUGCACAGACAGGUCUCUCAGUCCUUUCUAACUCAGGGUCCAUCUCUCAGCUGGAUGGAGCUGACAAUGACUCGGAGAGUGAUACAGGUGAAGCCAAUGCAGCUGAUGAUACUCAGGAAGUAGGAAGUAGUUUUUGUAGUCAGGAAACUGAGCCAUUAAAGUGCACUGGUCCAAACAAGGGCCGAACUCUUGGUGACGGGCAGCUAGUUUGCCCAAGAUCACUUAUUGCAAAUCAACAUCAGAAUUCUGAGCUAGAGACUCAAAACAUGGACCAAGUCUGUGAAGAACAGGAAAUUCAGGAAAUAACUUCUUUAGAAGACGCUGAAAACGUAUUUAUUGAUUCUGAAGUAUCGAACGGACAAGUGUCAUUUGCAGAUCAACUACAGGCCACAACCCCUCUCCUUUGCAAAGACAGUGAUCUUGUUACGACCCAAGAAGAAGUCUUGCUCGAAAAUGAAUCAACAGAAUGUUUGCAGGAAAUGUUCUUGGAUGACACCAGUGGGAAUUUCAUAUCUGCUGUUGAUGGAAGAGUUCUGGAUUUGACAAAAAAUGCUGCUUGUCUUGUGGCGGCAACUGAUUCCUCACCAGUAAACAAGGAUGAUGCUGUUUUAAAGAGAGGUCUGUCACCUGUUGAGAAACUGGCGACCGCUGUGCCAAUGAGUAGUACUAAAACAAUUCAUGUUGUUGCACCAGCUGCUCUCACAAAACGACGCUUUGUGACCAUACAACCGGGCUCCAAACCCAAACCCUUCCAUAUGACAAUGCCUGUUGCCAACUCUCUACCACUAUCCUUGCCUGUCAGUGUUGUCUCAUCUUCUCCCACCUUUUCUGUUGCACCACAAGGAACUCAUCUUGCUCCUGCUUCAGUUUUAAUAAAUGGUUUUGGAGCUCUACCUAGGGAAGCCACUAAGGGUCAUAGGAUUGCCAUACGCAUUGCCACCCCAAAACGAGUGUCUGAACAGUCUCUGCCCCAGAGUUCACCUGGUACACCUCUUACACCUCAGGUUCUUCUGGUCAACCGUGCGGGACAGAUUCUAGUGAAAAACCCGCAAACGAAUACAUACCAAUUAACUAACUCUAAUUCUCCCUCGUACACCCAAAUCAGCCAGAUUGCGAAGAUAAUCCACAGCAGUAAUGUUCUCCAGCGACCUGUCCCUAAGGUUACAGUGAUACCAGUGCCGCAGGUUCAGGCUAGUCUCGGCAAAACCACACCAACACGUAUCAUAUCUUACAGCAGCAACAACAGAGCAACACCACCAACCCAGGUGCUAAUCAGGAGGAUUCCUCAGAGUCAUCCUGGAAGCCAAUUACACAGCACCAGUCCGUCAAUAGAAAGAACUGGCUUGAUUUCUGAAAGUGGGCAGAAGGCAGUGGCCCAGGAGAUAAUUGACAAAGCAAUGGCAAGUCACCGUGAAAUAGCCAGUCCCACUGACAUAAGCCCUUCUCCACUCCACCUUGAAAAACGCCUCUCUCCUGAAUCAAAGGAUUCAUUCCCUGGCUUUCAUCUUCAGACUCAACCCAACAUUUUGUCCCACUCCAGACCUCAAGUCAAGGUCAAGAGAGUGUCUUCAGUAACUGAUCGAAUUGGUGUGAAAAGAUGCCGUACUGACUUCUUGGACCAGAUGGGUCCUUGUUCUCAGAGUGACAACAGCAGAUCAAACCGGGUUAGAAUAAAGGCCCCAAGUUUUAAGGAUGUGCUCGACUUUGACGACCCUGAUGUUGGAUCUCUUAACCAGCCAAAGAACGAUGAAAAUAAGAGAAUUACUCCAAAUCAAUCAGAGCCCACUUCAGUGCAGGGAAAUGACACACGGGACAGUGCUAAAUCUCAGUGUACGAGCUACAAACAUGGUGAUUCCUCAGAAUGGGCCCCCUAUGCAGGUUGGAGUUCAGACGAGGACUCUCCAUCAACAGGCAAGCAGGAUAAGUGUGCCAGUCAUUAUCUGCCCCAUCUAUGCUUCCAGAUUACCAGUGAGGAUGGCUUUAGCGUAGAAGCUGACAGCAUGGAUGUGGCGUGGAAGGCAGUAAUGGACGGUGUCCAGGAGGCACGGGUAGGCUGUCGGCUAGAGCAGUUUCCCUUCAACAGGAUAAGUGGUGCCAGGGUUCUGGGUGUCCUCCACGAUGCUGUGCUCUUUCUGCUGGAGCAGCUGCAGGGUGCUUCCCUCUGCCAGAAACACAGUUUUCGUUUCCACCAGCAUGAAGUACCGGAAGAAGAGCUGCCAAUAAACCCCAGUGGCUGUGCCCGUGCAGAGGUCUAUGUGCGAAAAUCUACCUUUGAUAUGUUCAAUUUCCUGGCAUCGCAACAUCGUCAGCUUCCUGAGUCAAGGCCAUGUGAUGAUGAGGAGGAUGACGUUAUGCUAAAAUCCAGCAGACGAGCCACAAGUACAGAGUUGCCAAUGGCUAUGAGGUUCAGACACUUGGAGAAAACCUCUAAAGAGGCUGUGGGAGUUUACAGAUCUGCUAUACAAGGUCGUGGUCUUUUCUGCAAGAGGAACAUUGAGGCUGGAGAGAUGGUGAUCGAGUACGCUGGCAACGUCAUCCGCGCAGUUCUCACUGACAAAAGGGAGAAAUACUAUGACAGCAAGGGCAUCGGCUGCUAUAUGUUUCGCAUUGACGACUUUGAUGUGGUGGAUGCCACCAUGCACGGAAACGCGGCACGAUUUAUAAAUCACUCCUGUGACCCUAACUGUUACUCAAGAGUCAUCAAUGUGGAGGGCCAGAAGCACAUCGUUAUAUUCGCCCUGCGGAAGAUUUACCGUGGAGAAGAGCUUACCUAUGACUACAAGUUCCCCAUUGAAGAUGCAAACAACAAGUUGCACUGUAACUGUGGGGCCCGGCGCUGCCGACGCUUCCUGAACUAAAACUGGCUUGUUUACUCAAUAGUUUAGGAGGGGAUAUUUUGGUAUGGGUGGCUAUUUUUGAAUGAAGACACUCAUUACAGGUGCUUAAUGGUGCGGAGAUGAAGAAAACACAAUAUUGAGAUUGUUUGGCAGGGUGUAUGGCCUUUUUAGACCACCAGCACGUCUUGAUUGGUUACCUCGAGUGAGUUAUAUUUCCUACCCCAACAUUUAACAACCCAGUAACGUCCUGCACUGGAUGAGGCCGUUGGCUUUGAUUCAACAAUUAAAAAUUGUGACCUCAAACGAAUACCCUUUACUUAACUAUUUCACCUGUCCUUGUGCUACUUUGUCCCAGCAUGCCUUUCAAAUCUUGCCACUGGUGGCUGGUAAUGCAGUAGAUCUAUUCUGGAAUGAGCCUUUAGUGUCAGAAUAAAUGUACAGUGGUUUUAA
Molecule: messenger RNA, 9501 nt
Organism: Carassius auratus (goldfish)
Lineage: Eukaryota; Metazoa; Chordata; Actinopteri; Cypriniformes; Cyprinidae
Product: histone-lysine N-methyltransferase 2B-like
Exons: 37
Coding region: 142-9072 (2976 amino acids)
Biological process (GO): positive regulation of DNA-templated transcription
Cellular component (GO): histone methyltransferase complex; nucleus
Molecular function (GO): protein binding; zinc ion binding; DNA binding
Source: RefSeq, a predicted model, not a curated record